GGUCUGGUGACGUCCAUUAGGAUAUUUUCAGUGUUUAUAAGAAGCUUCUACCCUGCGGUCUUCGCUAUGUAAUUAAGACUGGCGAUACGAGCACUCUGCAAUUACACAGUAAAAUUUCUAGCCGACCGUUAAAAGUCCCCAGUAAUUUUCCUUUCGAAUCAUCCCUCGACUUCAUAACGCACUAGCUUCUCGCGUCUGACAAUAUGAUUUUCGGGAGUAGGACCGUGCACAUAGUGGUUUUGAUAGUUAGUUUCUAUGAUCUCGCAGUUGGUCUAUCAUGGAACAGUGGCUUGAAGGAAAAGUACGACGGAUACGGAGACGAUUGGAUUUUCAUACCGGAUGGAUACGGAAAGCCGCAGGUUGCUGUACUAAAACACGCGGAAUUAGAUACACGGGGCAUCUUUGACGAAUCUCAAGUUUCCUUCUUCCUCUAUAAUCGAAAUGGCCCAGAAAAUGGCACUCAAUUGUACACGAACGACACUGUCGGACUCGGCAAGUCCGCUUUCAAUCCAUCCCGAAUAACAAAAUUCAUAACUCAUGGAUGGAAAUCAAGCGCGAUGAGUGCUGGUCUCGUUCAAAUGAAAGAAGCGUAUCUAAGUUACGACGAUUUCAACGUGAUAAUGGUUGACUGGCAGCCGUUGGCUGCGAGCACGUUUUAUCUUGGGCCAAUGCGGAAUACAGAAAAGGUAGGAAAAACGGCUGCUGAAUUCAUUGAUUUCCUAAGUGCGCAAACGGGUCUGAAAACUGAAAACAUUCAUUUCCUUGGCCACUCUCUUGGAGCGCAUGUCGCCGGGAACACUGGAAGUUUGCUGACAUCCGGACGUUUGGGAAGGAUAACUGGCUUGGAUCCUGCACUGCCAGGAUUUCAUUUGCUCACCACCGACAAAACUCGAUUGGACUCCACGGAUGCGUCGUUUGUUGAUGUUAUUCAUUCCUGCGGUGGAGUGUUAGGCUACUUACAGCCUUUGGGUAAUGUAGAUUUUUAUCCCAACGGUGGAACCGCUAUUCAACCCGGCUGUUGCUGUAUACCUGAAGUCGUAGAGGCAUGCAGUCAUGGUCGGUCCUACGUAUAUUUCACGGAGAGCAUUAAUCCCAAAACGAAAUUCGUUGCAAAUAAAUGCAACACGUGGGAUCAAUUUCUGAGCGGCAAUUGCGAUCAUUCUGAUACUACCAUAAUGGGAGAAUACGUGGAUAUAUCGACUACUGGGACAUACUUUCUCAGGACAAGAGCGGAUCCACCCUAUGCCUACCAGAAGGAGAUAACUGAUAACACGGUUUAAAGUUCCAAGCGUAUUAUGAAUUAGAUCUACGUACAAGAAUUACUCGUAUUAUCUGGAAGACAUCUAAUGUAAAAUAUUUCAUUUUAAUAAAUAAUAGUUACAGUAUUAUA
This is a messenger RNA of Megalopta genalis, 1390 nucleotides long. RefSeq names its product pancreatic triacylglycerol lipase. The record is from RefSeq and is a predicted model, not a curated record. NCBI's taxonomy places the organism in Eukaryota, Metazoa, Arthropoda, Insecta, Hymenoptera, Halictidae. Gene Ontology annotation, molecular function: lipase activity; serine hydrolase activity. Gene Ontology annotation, biological process: lipid catabolic process.